UUUAGUUUCAGUAUAAAUAUCUAUGUCUGAUGUUAAAUUAAGCGAGAUACGAAAAAAAUGAGUUACCUAUUUGAUUGAAAAAAAAUGCAUCUUAACUUCUUCAUGUCUGAAAUGAGAAUCGUCCUUUUCAUUAGCUCUCGUAAAAGAAGCAUCGGAAUCGGCUGAAAUGUCGGGACGUGACCUUUCUCGAAAUUUCACUCGACCCCGCCGCCACAAUUUCUCGUCCUGCGGCGGAGGACUCGCAAGACGCGCGAGAACCACGUGCGAGGGGCCUGUCGGCCGGGAUAUCCCGACGUGAUCGAUAACGAGGGCGUGUAUCGACGGGAUAUUUCACUCUCGCUGGAUUCGCGUCGACCCGGGGGAUGCCCGGCGCGCGCGCAACCAGCGAGCGGACACGGCGGGACGCGUUUCUCUCGCGACCCACCGCGUCAGGUCGAACAGUCGUGGACGGGUCGACGGAAAAGUGUUCUCGUCCGGGAACCCGCGUACUCUUCUUCACCUGGCGGAGCGACACGUGAUCUGCCCUCGUCUCGUCUCGUCUCGGUGGUUCGCGCCUCCCGGUCGUCGUCGACAGCCCCGCGGACGAAAAGUCGCGAGGCGACCCGUGUCCCUUGGCGGGACACCACGAGCGAACUCUUGUAUACAUUGUGCAUAACUGCUUGAUCAUCGCGCCUACAUGUGAUACCGCGGUAUCACUGGACUGGUGUCGGCUUGUUGUCGAGACUCCCGCGUCGCCUCGUGAUCAUCGGCGACGCACCAGUUGCACGGCGUGUGCGAAGUCGGUUAACCCUAUCUCGUGACGAGUUCCCCGGCCAGAUGACAACUGGAUAGUGUGCAUCGGCGUGACGCUCCUCGCGAGCCGUGCAUUCUCCCCCCUCGGGUGUCCGCUGCAAGUCGAACUUUAGGACGCGGUUACUCACGGGUGAAGCGCAACUCGCGAAUAUCGAUGCGAACGUCGAGUAUGGUGCUGAAGUCGGACAACGGAAACGACGACGUCGACGACGUCGGCCCGCGCACGCAGCGCGCAAGCACGAUCGACGAGCACCAGCGACGACGAUUCGCGACGACCUCGAUGCAUUAAAGCGCGGGUGUGUCAGAUGCGAUCGAAAUGUCGUUUUUUGGACGGAAAACGGGCGGUGGCGGCGACAGUGGCGGCGGCUCCGAGCACACCGGCCGUAACCUGCAGGACGGCCUAUUCCAAAUCGCGUCGCAGGCCUGCCAUAUCCUGGUGCAGGUGAACAACACGCACAACGUUUCCUACGGCGGCAGCAACAAUGUCAACAACAUCGCGUAUUCGAAGUAUUCCACUGCCGGUGGCGGCUCCACCGUUACGGCCACUUCGUCGUCGACGACGACGAAGGGGGCCACCACUGCCAAGGCGUACCCGAAAUACGCGGAGCCACGGGAGAAGGACCAGGAUGUGGUGGUGUUGCUGCCACACCGCAAGAACAGAACGCCACGACUCAAGCACAAAUUGUCGACCGUGUCCGAAAACGCACGGUUGGACGUGAACUCCCCGAGCGGCGACGACGACUUGGAGUUAUGGGACCAGUCGGGAUUUAUGUUGAGGACCGAUGUGGACGACCCCCUCACGAACGCAAAAUGGGGCGCGCAGGGCUGGUGCAGGCCCAGCUGCAUACCAAUCACGAUCAUACUGAUCUUGAUCGUCCUGGUGGUGCUGCUGCCGCUGCUGGACCACGCGGCGGACAAGUAUGCGCUGAACGCGAGCGCGUUCGACGCGGAGUCCACGUGCAUGGACCGUUGCACGGUGUCCUUGGUGGAGACGAUACCGUUGGGCAUGAAUUACAGCGAUAACGCGCCCUGGCACGAGGCCACUCACGACUCCUGGAUGGAUCUGAUCGGGAUGGCGCAAGACACGAUCGAGAUCGCAUCGCUCUAUUGGACGAUGAAAAGGGAAGACGUGUUCCCCGAUGACAGCGCCAAGGAGGGUGAGCAAGUGUUCCAAUCGCUCCUAGAGGCUGGAAGGGACAGGUAUAUUAAGCUCAAAAUAGUGCAGAACAUGCCCUCCCGCCUGUCGCCGAGCACCGACACAGUAAUUUUGGCUAAGAAGGCUAACGCGCAGGUGAGAAGUUUGAACUUUGCUGCCUUGCUGGGCGGCGGUGUACUUCAUACCAAGCUGUGGCUCAUCGAUCGCACCCACGUAUAUGUGGGUUCGGCAAAUAUGGACUGGCGAUCACUCUCGCAAGUGAAGGAGCUCGGUUUGAUGGCUCUGAAUUGUUCGUGUUUAGCGAAAGAUUACGCCAAAAUAUUCGACGUGUACUGGAAGUUAGGAUACGACGGUAUAGUGCCUUCCACGUGGCCGGAUUCCCUCAGCACAAAGAUAAACAUAGAUAAUCCCAUGAAUUUUACGUACAUGGAUAAUAAGUACAGACUAUUCAUCGCGAGCUCACCCCCGCCGUUCUCGCCGAGAGGCAGGAGUUACGAUCUAGACGCGAUCUUGCACUGCAUCGCCAAGGCGGAGAAGUUCAUUUAUAUCUCCGUGAUGGAUUACUUCCCGCUGACCAUCUAUACUGCGCAAGUAAAAUACUGGCCUAUAAUAGACAACGCCCUAAGGGCGGCGGCGAUCGAGCGUAAGAUAGAGGUGCGCCUCUUGAUCUCCUGGUGGAAGCACUCGAGACCGUCCGAAACGUAUUUCCUGAAGUCGCUGCAGGACUUGACGUCCAGCUACGCGAACGUUAAAAUCGAGGUGAAGCGGUUCAUCGUGCCCACGAAUCCGCGCUUCGACAGAAUACCGUUCUCGAGGGUGAACCAUAAUAAGUAUAUGGUGACCGACGUGGCAGCUUACAUUGGUACGAGCAAUUGGUCGGGCGAUUACUUCAUCAACACGGCCGGCAUCGGCACCGUGUUCGAGAACGUCGGACAACAGACUAAGAACAAUAUCAGGCAACAGCUGGAGGAUAUCUUCCAUCGCGAUUGGUAUUCUGAUUACUCUUUCCCGCUGAAUAUAAGCGAGACGCGUUUCGAGAACGCGUGGAGCUUGUCGAGGAGCACGUAUCAUCAUUCGUCGCACGAGCCUUACAUACACGCGUAAUUAGCGCGAGAUCGAUUCGCGGCGCAAUCAGCGAAGAAUUCCGCGUCGCGUCGGACACACAAGAGAUCGCGGGCUUCUCUCGCCUCUCUCGACUCUCCGCGCGCGAGAUUCCUCCGCGUGUUCCUCCACCGCAUUUCCUGCAUGCCCGAGAGUCAUUUUGAUAGAUAUUUUCUGAGCCCCUCGAGGGGACACCAUGGAUCAUUUCUCAAUUUACAAUUAUAUGUUGCUGCCGUCUACACGCAGGACGCUUCUUAUGCGCCACGACGCAACGCGCAAAGCGUUUUUUUUUAAGGAUAACGCCUCUUUAACCCCUUGAGUGUGUAUGUAUCAUAUAUAUACAUCUUAAAGCACACCGAUUUAUCCUUUUGCGAUUUGUACGAAGCUUGGUAUCUUGAAUCUUACAAUUCCUGAGCUCUCUGAAUCCGAAUAUAACAUGAGAACCUCAAAAUUCAAAAUGGUAGCUCCAAUAUGGCGAAUCAAGAGUUCGGUUUUUAUAAAAAUGAUUGUAUUAAAAUUUUCGCUGAAUACAAAUAUGAUACCUGAGUCUCAAAAUUCAAAAUGGCGGAUCAGAAAUUGGAAAAAUAAUUGGAUUUUUAUAUUUUUGUCCACCAUUUUGAAAUUCUAAUAUCAUAUUCGGAUUCAGUGAUCUUGAAAACCUUAAUACUAAAAUCGUAGCGGAAAUGUAAGCAGAAACUUUUUCACACGCCGGUGCCACGGAAAUCUCAUGUUCGACACACAGUCAAGGGAUUAAGGAACUAAGUUGCGCAAGUACUUAACGGAUAAGUUAGCAGCCAGUGAUAUUUGAAAUUAAUGUCUACAUCUUUUAUAUAUAAAUAUUUUUUUAAAGAUUUAUUACGUUAUUUCGAUCGUGACUCGAGUUCGAAAUUAAAUAAAUUCACUCCGCAGCAACGCCGAGUGGACGGUCAAGCUUGGUGCAGUCUUUUUGUACGUUUACUAGCAAUUAAGUGUCUCUCUUUCUUUCUGUCUGUCGCUCUCUCUCUCUCUCUCUCUCUUUCUCUCUCUCUCCUUCUCUCAAGCGUCUCCUUUCCACGAUCCGCUUUCUGAAGGUCUCCGUAAUCCUUGAUCUCUCUUUAAAGCUUCGGGAAAUCGUAUCGAAGAAAAAUAACCGUAAGAAGCAGAUCGGAUUAGCGAUAUCAGUUCUUCCCUUAUGUGCAAUUACAGAUCUCGUCUCGCUGGCGUCAUUGCCAUUCCCGUUAUCGUCAUUACACAUGUCGCUGCGUGUACAACAGUGUAUACCUCUCGCGUGCUUAACCGGCGUAUCGUUUAACGCGUGAGAUAAAAAGUAACAUGUGCCUUACAAGAAACGUUUUCGCGAAGGGCACGGCACACGGUUCACGAUAUUCACGAUAGCUACUAUAUUGCUCUACACACCCAGAUGUAAUAUAAAUGUGCGUAUCGUUCCUCCGCGUUCUUCCAUGUGUAAGUCAACGAUCUGCCCGGGUGAGACUCGUCCGAGCCGCUACUUGCGUUGUGCCUGUUAUUUGCUAUAUCUGUAUCUCUCUCUCUCUCUCCCUCUUUCUCCAAAUGGGACCUGACUAUCGACCAAUUUUAUUGGCAAACAGUGGAGAGACGAAACGCGCCCGCCUAGCUAAGAGCCUUCGCCCAGGAAUGUCCAUAACACGUUAACUUAAUGCAUUGACGUCAGAUGACUUCUAGAUGCGUCAUCUUGGUCCGGUUUUGACGCAAAAAAACGUUUGAGUUCUUGGGUCCGGAUGACGCAAAAAAAUGUCACUGGGAUUUUUAUAUAUCUGUCUUAGAAAUUUAUAAAGCAUAAAUAAUAAAUUUAUAAAGCACUAUAAA
Molecule: messenger RNA, 4873 nt
Organism: Odontomachus brunneus
Lineage: Eukaryota; Metazoa; Arthropoda; Insecta; Hymenoptera; Formicidae
Product: phospholipase D3-like
Exons: 12
Coding region: 1109-3052 (647 amino acids)
Molecular function (GO): catalytic activity
Source: RefSeq, a predicted model, not a curated record